AUUGAGACAUGCAUUAGGUACCUAUUGUUACCGAUUUCAUUACCUGAAGCAAACCAUAUCUCACCUUCCUGUCAGGUAGACCAUUAUAGGCCCUCAGGUAUCAAUUAGAUGGAUUAUUUUCCUCUGCAGGACUUGGAUGAAUAGCAGAGACACUAUAGUUUACAGGCAAGGUUUGCAACUUUUCAGAGGAAGUUCAGCUCUAUUAUUUAAAACAUUUUGAAAAAAAUUAUGACUGUAUACAUCAUCUUUCCUUUGAAACACAACACUUUUUGUCAAGUUUAAUGGACCUCUGUAGUAAGUGAGGGGUAACUUAAAUAAGAGAAACGGGCACAGAGGUUGACUAACUUGUCACAUAUAACUUUUCAAGAUGUCAUUAUCAUUCUACACAUACUCUGCCCUCACAAGAAAAUUUUCUAAUUAUCAGUGAGUGACAAAAUGCCACGUAGUGACAGAACUGUAUGAUGAAACUCAAGACUCACCUUCUGGGAGCACUGAGUAGGUGUUGCGGAAAUUUACAAAGAUAUGAGAAGAUAAUAUAGAACUAUAUUCCCAAAUCACAUGACUUCAGUCUCUGGCAUCUUGGCCGGAGCGUUGUCUUUUACAAUUCACCUCUUAUGAAUUUUUUUUAUUUUCAAAUAAUAAUUGGCAGAUGUAUGAACCUAGACUGCCAAUACAUCAAAAAACAAAACAAAACAAAACCCGAUAUUCCUUUCAUAAGGAGUCCAUUCAUUCACCCAUCUUGUGACAGAAAGAGGAAUUAAGGCCAUUCCUUUUAAUUUACUCUGCAUCCCAGCUUUUAGAAUAUGGGAUGCAGAAUCAGUUGUAUUUGCCAAAGGCCAAAAUACCGUGAGACUUGGGCGAGUCAAGCAAUUACUGCCACUUGGCCUUUUUGCAGAAAUACACAAAACGUGUAGAAUCGCUUGAUUUUAUCCCCUCCUAGCUCUUCACUUGGAAAUUGGCUGCUCGGGCGAAUGUUGUUUUUCCCCGCAGCCAUGUGUCGAAGAGCGAUUAACACUCGCUCGACAAAACUGGUCCGCGAGCCAUUUGGGAGUUACACGCGUUCACACCCGGGAUUCAGCCCGGUGCGCCUUCACGCGCAGCCUUUUUGUUUACGCGGCUCGCAGGGCCGAGAGGGGCGGAGAGGGAGCGACCCUCUAAAUCCGCAGCAGGCCGCGGGGGCUAUAUAAGCUCGGGUCUCCGGCCGGUGGGUGGAACGGGCCAGGCCUGCGGUGAGCGGGCAGCGCCUUCGCCGGGCCCGCCGCGCCAUGGAGACCGCCGAGCGCUGGGGACUCGGAGCCAGCGAGGGCGCGCGCCGCCGCCGCCUGCUGCCCGCGGACCCGGCGGCCUCCGGAUCCGCAGGCUUCUGGAGACCGUGGGUUGACGCCCGAGCCGAGGAGGAGGAGGAGGAGGCGCCGCACCACGCCGCCGAGGCGAUGCCAGGUAGCCCCGGAAUGCCAGAAGCCUCAGGAAAGCUUUUCCGAUACAGGCACCCAGUCAGACUAUUUUGGCCAAAGUCAAAGUGUUAUGAUUACUUAUAUCAAGAAGCAGAAGCUCUUCUGAAAAAUUUUCCAAUUCAAGCCACAAUUUCAUUUUAUGAAGAUUCUGAUAGUGAAGAUGAAAUUGAGGAGCUGAUCUGUGAAAAUUAAUGUGACUAGUUACCUUUGAUGAUAUUAAAAACUUAUAGGAUUUAAAUUUGUGUACAAAUGUAUCAUAAUCCUUUUAAACUAAUUUAUUUGUAUAUAAAUUAUUAAUAAAAUGAAAUCUUUUGUAAUUAUUAUGAUAGUUUGGCCUUUAUUUGUCCCUACACUAUAGUUCAAUGUUGGAAUUUAAAAAUAGGUGCCAUUUACAAAUGCCUUGAUUGUAUUGAAUUUUGAUCUCCUCAUCAAAUUACAAACUUAUCAUUAGUUAUAAUUUUGCAAAUAUUUAGUCAUAACUUUGCAAAGAAUGACAGUACUUAAUUUUCAAGACUGAAUCUUGUAACAUUUAUUUCCUAUUGAUCCUCAUUAGAUGUUGUAGUUACACAUGAGUAUUGCCUUAUUAGAUAAUGAAGAAAAUUGCCUUAUGUUACCAAUCACACAUUAUUAUUAUGUAUUUGCUAGCAGAUCAUGAAAAACACUUUAGAUCAUUGUCUAUAAUUGAGAGUGGGAAUCAAUGUUAGGGCCAUUAAAUUUUAGGGAUUUUUAGUGAAUGAUGAGUCUGUAAUUCUCACUUUAAUCCUCCUUCGCUGUCCUUAAAUCCAGUAGUAAAACAGUGUGGGGGUUCAAUACUUACAACACUACAUCGAGGGGUCCCCAGAAUUAAAAUAAAAUGUUUAAAUGGACACGACUUACAUGGAGUCUAAAGAAAGGGGAGCCAAAAGGCCAGAAUUUGGUAGUGUUUUUCCAUUUCUGUCUAAGGGGAGCCCAGAAAUUUAGCAGAUAUGAAACGUUCUCCAGCAACAUCGCCUUCCUUUGCUCUGGUUCGCUGCUCCUGAUAUGCUCAUGUAAAAAUUUUCUCAGGGGGAGCGAAGUAAGAAAUUUUCAGUGAUUAGCAUAUUUAAGGUAGACAUAGAAAAAUUUUUUUAAUGAGAGGGAAAACAGGAGCACUUUGCAAGGUAGAGGUAACAUAGUAAACUAUGGUAAUGAAAUUCUUUUAGCAGAUACAGUCUUUUCACAAUACACAUUUCAAUUGCAAAUAAAAAUGUUCCUAUAAUAUUCCAGAAUGAUGAUGGGCAGAGGUGAAGGCAAGAGAUGGUUAUCUAGGUAAGAAAUGCCUUUUACUUGAAUGUCUACAUAUAUUCACACAUAUUUGCCUUCUACAUAUAUUUGCCUUCUAAUUGGAAAAAUAUUACAAAUGUUGAUUUACAGGCACUUUAAGGACAAGGCAAUUGAAAUAGAGCAAGUUCAAACCGUGUUUCAGAGUCAGGAAAAGUUAGUAAUGGAAGGGAUGGGGAGAGUUAUUUAAAAGUAUAUUUCUUCCCCUGAAAACUUUCUCCCUUCACUGGAUUCUACUCUCAGGAUGUGUGUGUUCCCCGAGGGAUGUGUGAAAACCCCACCAGGUCACCAAUCUGGACCUUGAGCAUUAGGGACUGAUGUUCAUCUGCACAGUGUUUGUGCUUCUCUCAAUAUGUUGGAAUAGUUUGAAGAGCCAUUUAAUGAGUGCUUACUAUUAACCAGGCACUGUACUAUGUAAUUUACGUAUGACAACUCAUUUAAUUCUUACUAAAACCUAAACCCAUUAUGCAGAUGGGGAAAAUGAGGCUUUGAGACACUAAAGAAACUUGCAUAAGGCUGCUCAUUUAUUAAUUUCAGGGAUGGCAUCCAAACUAAACUUAUCUGACUCUUAAACGUUCAACAUUACGAUUGGGGGCGGGAUACGUCAGUACACAAUUCCCUGUAUCUUUCAGGGAAGUCAGGGAGUUAGAUGAGGAGAAAGAAUUUGUGAGUGGGCGAAUGGAACUGAAGGAGAAUUUACCAACAUCUUUGACUCAUUCGUCAGUCAUUAGCGACGGUUUUUAAAGAUAAAGUUUUCUCUUCACCCCACAGGAGUGUCUGUUUGCAUUUGGCACCUUGGCUCUUAAAGGUUCAUUUUCCUAUACAGCUUGGUGUCUUAGUGGAGAGAGUUUCAGAGAAAUCAAAAUGCUUUGAUAGUUUAUUUUAUUCCAUACUUUAAGUAGUGUUAUGUUAGCGCUUAACAAUGGACAGACGCUUGUGUUCCAGGUUAAAAGGACUCUACAAGAAUUUGUUCUCAGAUUCGGUCAGCACCAAAGCUAAGGAACAGCUUCACUCUGUUUAUUCUUCCCACGGAAUAGCUGUCACCUCCUGGCGGUGCUGAAGUUCAUGGUGCGGGACUAACGGAGC
Equus caballus (horse) is the source of this 3839-nucleotide messenger RNA. RefSeq names its product ripply transcriptional repressor 2 (gene RIPPLY2). Gene Ontology annotation, biological process: negative regulation of transcription by RNA polymerase II; embryonic pattern specification. The record is from RefSeq and is a predicted model, not a curated record. NCBI's taxonomy places the organism in Eukaryota, Metazoa, Chordata, Mammalia, Perissodactyla, Equidae. Gene Ontology annotation, cellular component: nucleus.